AUGGCGGGGGAGGCGGUGCGGGUGGUCGUGCGCUGCCGGCCGCUCAGCCGGCGCGAGCGGGCUGCGGGCUGCCGGGCCGUGGUCUGCGUGGAGGGCGCGCGGGGCCGCUGCUCCCUGCAGAACCCCGCGGCCGCCGGCGAGCCCCCCAAGCAGUUCACCUUCGACGGGGCGUACUGCCAGGAGCACAGCACCGAGCAGAUCUACAACGAGGCCGCCUACCCGCUGGUGGAGGGUGUCACUGAAGGCUACAAUGGCACCAUAUUUGCCUAUGGCCAGACUGGCAGUGGGAAGUCAUUCACCAUGCAGGGAAUCAUGGAGCCUCCCACACAGAAAGGCAUAAUACCCAGGGCAUUUGAGCACAUUUUUGAGAGUGUACAGUGUGCUGAAAAUGCCAAGUUCUUGUUGAGAGCUUCCUACCUGGAGAUUUACAAUGAAGACAUACGAGACCUUCUAGGAGCUGAUACCAAGCAGAAGUUGGAGCUGAAGGAACACCCGGAGAAGGGGGUGUAUGUGAAGGGGCUGUCCCUGCACACCGUGCACAGCGUGGCACAGUGUGAGCAGAUCAUGGAGAUGGGCUGGAGGAACCGAGCCGUGGGUUACACCCUGAUGAAUAAGGACUCUUCCCGCUCCCACUCCAUCUUUACUGUCAAUAUGGAAAUCAGCACUGUAGAUAAGCAGGGGCAGAACCACCUCAGGGCUGCAAAGCUCAACUUAGUGGAUCUGGCAGGAAGCGAGAGACAGUCAAAAACCGGAGCCACGAGCGAGCGGCUCAAAGAGGCCACCAAAAUCAACCUCUCCCUCUCUGCCCUGGGCAACGUCAUCUCGGCCCUGGUGGAUGGCAGGUGUAGGCACAUCCCCUACAGAGACUCCAAGCUGACCAGGCUGCUGCAGGACUCCCUGGGAGGCAACACCAAGACGCUGAUGGUAGCGUGCUUGUCUCCAGCUGACACCAGCUACAACGAGAGCCUCAGCACUUUGCGCUACGCUCACCGAGCAAAAAACAUCAAGAACAAACCCUGUGUCAAUGAGGACCCCAAGGAUGCUCUGCUGAGGCAGUAUCAGGAGGAGAUUAAGAAGCUGAAAGCCAUUCUAGCUGGACAGAUGGGAGCAAACAACUUGUCAGGGCUGCUACCUGCUGAGACUGCUCACCUGGCAGCAAAGCCAGCUCCUCUCCACAAACCCCAGGUAGAUGUUGAAGCAGAGAAGCAGCUGAUCAGAAAAGAGUAUGAGGAGCAGCUGGCCCAGCUGAAAGCCAACUAUGAAGCAGAGCAGGCGUCCCGUGCCCGCCUCGAGGAGGACAUCAGCAGCCUGAGGAACCACUACCAUCUCAAGCUGUCUGCUCUGGAGGAGAACCUGGGGAAGGAAGCAGCUGCCAUGAGGACUGAAACUACUGACAAGACACCUUUGCAUGAAAACUCUGUUGCUGCAGCAGCUGAAGAACCAAUGUUAGCCCAGGUAUCCUUCAGGCUACUCCCACAAGGCCCAGCAGCACCUUGGGCUGCCCAAGGGGCUGGUGGUGUGAGCAGGGACAGUGCUGGAGCAGAGGUGGCUGUGGCUGCUGAGGGGAUUUCAGUGCUUGCAGACCAGCAGCAGGUGCUUGCCAGGCUGCAGAUGCUGGAGCAACAGGUGGUUGGGGGAGAACAGGCAGAAAACAAGGACCUGAAGGAAAAGCAUCAACGCCGGAAGAAAUUAGCGGAGGAGCGGCGGGAGCAGCUGGUGGCCGCGCUGCAGCAGGAGGACGAGGCCAGCAGCGACUGGGUUCUGCUGAAUGUCUAUGACUCCAUCCAGGAGGAGGUCCGAGCCAAGAGCAAGCUGCUGGAGAAGAUGCAGAAGAAGCUUCGGGCUGCUGAGACCGAGAUCAAGGAUCUGCAGUCGGAGUUUGAGCUGGAAAAGAUCGAUUACCUGGGCACCAUCCGCCGCCUGGAGCGAGACCUGAUGCUCUUCCAGCAGCUGCUGGAUCAGGUGCAGUCCCUUGUCCGGAGGGACUGCAACUACAGUAACAUGGAGAAGAUUAAGAGGGAAUCUGUCUGGGAUGAGGAAACUGGCUGCUGGAAAAUUCCAGAGCCCAUCAUUCAAAAAACCCGCCUGCCUGCAGCAGUUCCAUCCCCACCACAGCUCAAACCUGCUGGAAAGAGCCCCAAGAGCAGAGACCAGAGGCCCGAGGAGGAUCGCUACAAGCUACUGCUGAACCGCAGCGACAGCGAGACCAUCGCCAGCUCCUACUUCAGAUCCACACGGACCAGCCGGAUCCUCCCCCCGGACCUGACCCCCAGCCGAGCUGCCCCGGGGCCGGGGGCAGGUGCUCGGAGCGCGGCCCCCCGGCCCCGGCCCUUCCGCCUGCAGAGCCUCACGCUGCCCCCGGCCGCCCCCAGACGCCACGAGGGCUGCCCCAGCCCCCCGCUCUGCCCCCGGCACGGCUGAGGUGUCGG
Molecule: messenger RNA, 2429 nt
Organism: Apus apus (common swift)
Lineage: Eukaryota; Metazoa; Chordata; Aves; Apodiformes; Apodidae
Gene: KIF17
Product: kinesin family member 17
Exons: 14
Coding region: 1-2421 (806 amino acids)
Biological process (GO): microtubule-based movement
Molecular function (GO): microtubule binding; microtubule motor activity; ATP binding
Source: RefSeq, a predicted model, not a curated record